Messenger RNA from Closterium sp. NIES-65, 810 nucleotides. The record is from the annotation of a GenBank genome assembly. Lineage: Eukaryota; Viridiplantae; Streptophyta; Zygnematophyceae; Desmidiales; Closteriaceae.
AUGGAGUUCCGAGGUUUUUCAGAGUCCAGCGAAAGACUACAGCCGCAAGUCGUGCUGCAUACUAUAUCUGAUGACGGGCUGUGGUUCAAAUUAGCUCCUGAAGAAGGUUGUGAGGCGAGUUGGCAUGAGCUGGAUUUAAUCCACAGCUCAUGUGUGACAGAUUCCAAGACUGCUGUCGUGUCAAUCGGAGGCGGAUUCGAGGUGCACUUGGUUGCUAUGUUAGGCAAUCGCCAGGAGCAUCGUAAGAACCACAGACCGUGCUUCUGGGGAUUCCUCGUGAAGGAAGGCCAGUUCUCGGCCUGCUUGAAGAUGCUGAACCUCCGCUGCCUUGCUGUGGUCUUCGACCUCGAUGAAACUCUCUUUGUCGCCAAUACAAUGAAAUCUUUUGAAGACAAGAUCGGUGUGCUGAGGCAACGGCUAGCAGCGAACAGUGAUCCGCAACUGGCUAAGCUUUUGGCAGCUGAGCUGGGUCGCUACGAGGAGGACAGGCAGAUCCUCCUUCAAUACUACGAUACCAACGCUGUCAUGCUUGACGGGAAGUGCUACGUGGCUCAGCCUGAAGCCGUGACACCAGUGGAGGGGCAAUCUCUUCCUGCCACUCGGCCUGUCCUCAGGCUCCCACACCAAAACAUUGCUGUUUCUGGGGAGAGCGUCAGAAUACAAGAUGAGAGCCCUGCUAUCAGCCCUCCUGGGUUUGGCCCUCCAGGGUUCACCACUCUCGGUUCCCGUGCACAGACUCGUGAUCCACCGCUGAUCAGCUCACCAUCUAAAAAGGCCGUGCCGGCGUCCAUGAAACGGGUGAGCAGCUAA